Molecule: messenger RNA, 1824 nt
Organism: Oncorhynchus gorbuscha (pink salmon)
Lineage: Eukaryota; Metazoa; Chordata; Actinopteri; Salmoniformes; Salmonidae
Product: deleted in malignant brain tumors 1 protein-like
Exons: 9
Coding region: 54-1598 (514 amino acids)
Cellular component (GO): membrane
Source: RefSeq, a predicted model, not a curated record
CUUCAGUCCAUUCUUUAUGACAGCAGACUGUGGAGCCCCAGUUAGAGACAGAUAUGAUACCUGCAGUGGUACUGAUGACCCUGUUGUGGAGCACAGAUCUCCAGGCUCAAAGCGUCAGUCCACCAGAUCUCCAGGCUCAAAGCGUCAGUCCACCAGCUGAACUCUCAGUCAGACUGGUGGAUGGGACCACUUCCUGUUCUGGGACAGUGGAAGUCUUCUAUGAAGGAGAGUGGUUGGGUCUAUGUUCUGGGUGCUGGAGCAUGAUGAGAGAGGUUAAAAUUUUGUGUAGAGAGCUGAACUGUGGAGAUGUUGUAGCUGAAUCUAUAGGACCUCAGUUUGAAACGGGAAGAGGAAUAGUCACAAUAUAUAGUAUGUGUAGUGGACAUGAGUCUACUGUUGGACAGUGUGUCAUCACAGGAGGACCUGGUGUCUGUGAUGGUGGAUAUUAUCAUCAUGUGACCUGUUCAGAGUCUGUGCGGCUUGUGGAUGGAGCUGGUCUCUGCUCUGGGAGAGUGGAGGUGAAGUCCAAUCAGUCCUGGGCCUCAGUGUGUGAAGCUGACUUUGACCGGCAGGAUGCAGAGGUCGUCUGUAGGGAUGUUGGCUGUGGGGCUCCUGCAGCUCUACAGGGGGGGCUCUAUGGAGAAGGUGAGGGUCAGACCUGGGAUAAAGAGUUCCAGUGUAAAGGCAAUGAGUCCCUUCUCCUGGACUGUGACACCUCAGACAGAGAGAACAACACCUGCCUACCUGGUAAUGCUGUUGGACUCACCUGCUCAGAGCCUGAUGAUGUGAGGCUGGUGGGAGGAGGCAGUCGCUGUGCUGGUGGAGUGGAGUGGUACGACCAGGGAGAGUGGAGGACUGUGGGAACUGAGGACGAGGACCAGGAGGGUGUAGCUACAGUAGUGUGUAGACAGCUGGGUUGUGGCUCCACUGUUUCAGUACUACCUGGAAACACCACUAGAGGGUUUGGAGUUACAUGUUCUGGGUCUGAGUCUUCACUGAGGGAGUGUUUUAGAAGUCAUCGUCUCUUUCCUGGACUCACAGUGAUCUGCUCAGAUCUCCUGGUCCAGCCUGAUAUCUCCCUGACUGACCCAAUGGGAGGGGUCUUCAGGGGCCACCAGGGGCCCGAGAUGUUCAGGGGCUACAACUUCACCAUCACCUGCUCCACUCAGCCACAGUACCCAGGAGGCUCCUUCCUCCUCACGUUCACCGGCUCCAACAGAACCCAGACCCAGCCAGCUGUCAAUCACUCUGCUGCCUUCCUCUUCCCUGCUGCAGAUGACUCCCACCAAGGGAACUACAGCUGUGUUUAUGACAAUUAUGUUUUCUCUCAUAACUUCUCCUCUGAGAGUGAGCUCCUCUCCCUCACCAUCACAGCCUCUCCUCUGCCAGCCUUCAUCAUCAGACACGUUGUAGUGCUGCUGAUCCUACUGACAACAAUCACCACCUCCUACCUGUACUACAAGCCCACCAGGAGGCAGAAGAGAGUGAACAGGGUGAGCAGCAUGGAUCUUUAUGUCAAUGCCAUGGAGAUGGUCUCUCUGAGCUCCAGAGCUGAAGCUGGACCGGGAGAGGAGAGAGCAGCCCAGGGGACGGAGUAGGAGUAGAAUGAAUCUGACCCUACAUACUGAUCUUAGGUCAGUUGUGUGUUUUAAAUCGAUGGUCAGCAGUGGACUGGUGUUUAAAAUGUGGUGACAAACCUGAAGUGGUUCUAAUUUUAAUAACAAGUUCAGAAUGAGUUUAUCUUUCUAGAACCUUGGAAGAAAUCUAAAAGGAGUGACUGCAACCACCAUUAUUCAUUUAGUUAGAAACAUGGGGUUCUGGGUA